UAAAAAAAAUCCCUCACGUAUUAAACUGUGUAAAAUCGUGGGCAACGCUGUUCUUUUGUUCACUGAUCGUGUUUUUACGCUGUGAUUCUCAUAGAUUUUAAAUACGUGUCGAUAUCAGUAAACAGACCCAAAUACCGACGCCACUUUUGGCGGAAAUAAUCAUGAGCUCAGAAAUCAGUGCUGACGGCGGCACGCUGCCAUUUCCAGUAGACAUCGGUCGCCUCUCUGGAGGACUUGGUCGAUACCAGAUAAUGCUGGUUGCAAUGAUAUUCCUUCGCAGCUUUCCCAGUUCGUGGACCCUGACGGGACUGGAGUUCAUCGCAGGUGACGUCGAUCACUGGUGCGCACCCCCCAACGACAGCUGGGCCCCAGAGAAAUGGAAGCAUGAAGGAAUUCCUGAAGGAGACCACUGCCAUCGCUUUGUAUUAAAUCGAAACGGUUCUAUAAAUCAGUCUAUUAUCGAGCCCUGCGAACACUGGAGUUUCAACACGACGUUACUAUCAAGCUCAGUAGCGGAGUUUAAUCUUGUCUGUGAACGCUCCUGGCAGAAGUCCGCCAUUCAGAGCGUCGUGUUCGUGGCGCAGAUAUUUGGUGCCCUUCUCAUUGGAAAACUCUCUGAUCGAAUUGGCCGACUUCCUUCGUAUACGUGGUCUACGGCGUUGUUUGUAUUAUUCGGGUUCAUUGCGUCGUUCGCGCCUUCCGUAGCAUUUUUUAACGUGCUACGAUUUAUUCAGUGCGUCUGCAUCGCUGGACUAAAUACAAGCAUCUCCACAUUCUACACUGAAGUGAGCCUUGCCGAACAUCGGAGCUUGCUGAAUGUCGGGUUUGCGUUGGGGUUCCAGAUACCAAUGUUGUUCUCUCCAUCUCUGGCAGGAUUCCUUCACAGCUGGAGAGGCGUUCAGAUGGCUAUGGGACUUAGCGCCGUGCCUUUGCUGCCUUUUUUCUGCAUCCUCCAAGAAUCGCCUCGAUGGCUUUUGACGAAAGGUCAACCUGCCAGAUCUCGUCGUGCACUCGAAAAUAUCUUACGUUUCAAUAAACAGGACGUGUCUGUCCUUGACAAUCUGCCAUUGUCAACGGGAAAAAUAUUGCCCAAACAGGUCGGCGUAAGCCUUGCUGACAUGCUGAAGACUUCAGCCUACCGCAACACCGUUCUAGCAUUAUUCUCAUUAUGGUUUUUGGACCAAGCGGCGUUUUUUUCAGCUAUCUACCUCUCGACACGAAUCCCAGGCGAUCGGCCGCGCAAUUUCGCCUGUACAGCAGCUGCAGGGGUCGCUGGUGGUGCAGGUGCUAUCGUGCUUCUGAGAUUUGUUUCACGAAAGUCCUCCGUCGGGGGUUUCCUCAUUAUCUCGUCAUGUGCUUUUAUCGCGCUUGCUGUGUUGCCACAAGAUUCAGCGGAAUGGUUACAUCUAAUAGCCGCAAUGUUGCUUCGGUUUUCAAUUGUGACGUCUACUGGGAUCAUCUGGACGUAUACGCUUGAGAUUUUUCCCACGAUCGUGCGCAAUUUUGGCUUCAGCUGCUGCUUCUGCUUCGGACGGAUUGGAGGAACAAUUGCGCCCUUCAUGAGAGACCUCGGCGAGUGGUAUCAUUGUGCACCUUAUUUCGUCUUAGCAGCGGCCUGUAUCGGAGCAGGCCUUUCGCUGCCUUUCCUACCAGAGACACUUAAUGCUCCCUUGCCGGACAACCUAGCUGAUAUUCGAACCCUAAACAAGGACAACGUGGUGCCAAGUAAUCAUAAUGCCAUGGAGACGUCACAUACUGCUAUUCCCCUGGUGAAAUCAUGAUGACCGUUUCGCUGUGUACAAGUUUCGUAUUCCCAGAUCACUCAGCAUAAUGCCACCACGUUAUCUAUGUUGAUGUACGAACAUUUCUGUAAUUCAUUAAGCAUAAAAUGAUUUUUCUUUGCUUUCUUGUUUCGAUGGCGUAACGCUAUCAGUGAACUGUCCGAUGGAAAGCUUUGAUGUAAAAGAGAACGUAAUCAAAUCGCUAAAUAUACAUUUAAGCUGACUGAUAACCUAAGAACGCCUGAGCAGUCCCUUAAUUUUUCUAGCAACCGUUUAAAACAGAAAUUUUUUUAAGGAAGGAUUAAAAAAUAUUUUCGUUUUGUCUUUUCGACGAGUGCUAGAUAAGCUACACCAGGUCAACGAAAAACGCCUAUUUGAGCUCUAAAUAAUCCAACGAUUAGACAACGGUUAACUGUUUUAAUAUCAGUAUGGUGUCAACGCGGUUUGAGAGCGCAAUUUAGCGCUAAUUUUAUGUUUGAGGUAGUAUAUUGUCUUUAAUGAUCGACUUAUAAGCCUUUUCUUUAAUGAAUCCUGAGGUUCUAUCUACUCAACAUACUACACAUCAACCUUGCACUACCUAGGGAACGAUAGCGGUGCAUUGAUUAGACUCAUUUGAUACUAUCACAGUAUGUACAAGGGUUGAAGUCGUUUAUUAGCUCAAACCUGCCUUGCCCUUGGGCUUCUUCGGAAAGCGUUGGGGCUCCAUCCAUUGCUUGCUGCCAUGCAAAUGAACAUCCUGAUAAAUCGAAUGAUCGCAGAAGAGAACUAGGCCGUAGAGAUUAGUUCGCUUUUAUAAGUGCAAUACUUCAGAAUGUAAAAAAGUUAUGCAAACAUUGCACAGAUAAGCACUGAAUCAAGAUGUGCAGAAGUAAAAAUCGGAACGAAUUUCUUGUUUUUCAAAGAAAAGAUGCGGUAUUAUUCUUUGCGGAUGCAGAAAUCGUCCGGCGCUUAUCCAUUACUUAAGUAAACUCACCGGCUCAGUUUCCGUACAAAGUAAUGGUCUGCGCUAUAGUAUUACUACAAAAGGGUCCACAACUGACAUUUGGGAUUAUUGCAAUUUUAUGCCGAUAAUAGCAUAGUACAUAUACAUCAAUUCGGUUGGUGUCCUUUCCAGAGCAUGAGUAAGGUUUCUAAUUUGAAUGUCACAUAGUUGGCCUUUAAGGUUCCUGCCAGAAGCGGUACCUAGAAAUGAGAAUUACAAUUACCUUAAAAUACAGCGGCAGUCUUAAGCUUGACAAAUGUACAUCGGAUUGUGCCAUAACGCACAAUAUAUUAUAUACUAAAUAGGCUCAUUUAGUUUCAACAUGGAUCAAUGAAAAGAUAAUUAAUCAACGACGAGCAUCGGUUGUUCAGAUCAUGACUGCUUUACCACCCUUAUGAUCAUGGGAGAAACUUAAUGCUUAACGAUCUGGUCCAGCAGCUAUCUGAAAAAUCCAUAUAACCAUCGAUGAAAAAAAAACAAAUCACCGAGAUUUUAUACAAACUAGAAUUACAUUCCUCUGUGUCAGUUGUAUUACCCACAGCUCCGACUAUCUCCUCUAUUUCGUCAACGGUAUUUGGCCUCGGCCUUGUGCGAACUGAGCUCGCCAUUAACACCAAUGAGGGAAGCAAUUAUGAAACGCACGAAUCGAACGCAGGAUGGAGCAUUUUUUCUAUUAUUAACUUCAAUAGAUACUAGGCAUCACUUUGAUAAUCGAUAAGAAAACGAUUUUUACGCUCUUGCUAUAUUGAUAAAUUUCUGUGUUAUUAUUUGUCGGGGUGCACGGACAUGGAACCCUCUAACAUUGGUAAAUCUAUUUAAGCCGACGAACACCACGGCUUCGAACUUUGCCUUCUACCGCAGAAGACCCCAAGCAGAAGAUUGGUGCCAAGGCCCAAUAUUCUGAUUGGAUAAAUGUAAAUCUUCAUGGACGGCACGCUGUCGUCGAAUUUCAUUCGAAUUACUUUCCAAAAUUAUCAAAAAUGUUACCGACGAAAAUUUUUUUCGCAGCUAGUCUUUCUGUUCAACCUAACCAAUCAACUUUCGAUCAACUUAGCCAAAAUAACGACCUAGCUAAUUACAUAUGUACAUACACAUGUCACUAAUAAAUGUCAUCGACGACAAGAAACGUUUCUAGCUGAAGAAUAGAUCUUCUUUAGGUGUAUGAGUCAAUACUUCCGCUGCCUUUAAUGCACUGACGAGGUUUAAGGACAUGUCCCCUGUGAAGAUUCAGUUGUACGGAACUACGUACAGCGGAUCUGAUUACACGUUGCUCAAUACAAUUUCACUAUGGGCGCUUCCUAAACGGCAGAUAUCUGGAGUGCAUUAGUCCAUUGUAUUCUCGUUGC
Molecule: messenger RNA, 4109 nt
Organism: Varroa destructor (honeybee mite)
Lineage: Eukaryota; Metazoa; Arthropoda; Arachnida; Mesostigmata; Varroidae
Product: organic cation transporter protein-like
Biological process (GO): transmembrane transport
Cellular component (GO): membrane
Molecular function (GO): transmembrane transporter activity
Source: RefSeq, a predicted model, not a curated record